AAUCCGGAAGCAGUCGGUGCGGGAGCUCUGGUAGCGGGGAGUGCCGGCAGCGGGGACAGCCGGGAGCCGGCAGCGUCAGACGCGAGGAGAGUCCCGAGUCUGGAGCGCCAGGAGCCGCGAGCGUCGGGAGUGGGCCCGGUCCCCUGGCAGGAUGACUAUAAGGAUCUUUGCAAAUUGUACCUUCUGUUUGAAAGUCAAGCACUUACCUCGUCAACAAAAGAAAAAGCUACAAAAUGACAUUAAGGAGAAUGGUGGAAAUUUUUCCUUUUUAUUAAAUCCUCAGUGCACACAUAUAAUCUUAGACAAUGCUGAUGUUCUGAGCCAGUAUCAACUGAAGUCUAUCCAAAAGAACCAUAUCCAUAUUAUAAACCCAGAUUUUAUAUGGAACUCUAUCAAAGAAAGGAGCCUCUUGGACAUAAUGAAUUAUGAUCCUAAUAAGGCAGUGGACAUCACACCACCUCCUUGUCAAAAGGCAAGCAGUUCUGAGGUGACAACAGAUGAUCCAUCCCUGGACGACUCCAUGGAGAAGGAAAACAUUGUGGAAUUCACGGAGUUUUAUAAAGACAUUGUUGAAAUUCCUCGUUUUCCACAAGACUUUGAAGUUGCAAAAUAUAACACCUUGGAAAAAAUCGGGGCAGAGGGAGGUAAGGAGGUGGCAGUGCUAGAACUGCAGAGCUCCCAGGACCCCGAGGACCCUGCCUUUCUCACAUCCGCACAUUUCCUCUUGGCUAGUGGCCUCACGACUAGAAAGUCCUCUGUAAAGAAAACCUCUGCAGAUGCAAGUGAAUACUACGAAAAUUACAUUGAAGAGCUGAAGAAACAAGGAUUUCUGCUAAGAGAACAUUUUACACCGGAAGCAACCCAAUUAGCAUCUGAAAAACUGCAAGCAUUGCUUUUGGAGGAGGUAAUAAAUUCAAGCACUCUGAGCAAAGAAGUGAGCAAUUUGGUGGAGAUGGUUUGGGCGGAAGCUCUCGGCCACCUGGAGCACAUGCUUCUCAAGCCUGUGAACAGGAUUAGUCUCCAUGACGUGAGCAAGGCAGAAGGACUUCUCCUUCUAGUAAAGGCAGCAUUGAAAAACGGAGAAACAGAAGAACAACUGCAAAAAAUGAUGACUGAGUUCUACAGAUUAAUACCUCACAAAGGUACAACAACUGAAAAAGUGACCCUGAGACUAUUGGCUAAGAAAGAGGACCUCUGCCAGCUAAUAAGAGACAUGGUUAAUGUCUGUGAAACUAAUUUGUUCAAACCCAACCCCCCAUCCCUUGCCAAAUACCGAGCUUUGAGAUGCAAAAUUGAGCAUGUUGAACAAAACACUGAAGAAUUUUUCAGAGUUAGAAAAGAGGUUUUACAGAAUAAUCACAGCAAAGGUCCAGUGGACAUCUUGCAGAUAUUUAGAGUUGGCAGAGUGAAUGAAGCCCCAGAGUUUUUGAGCCAGCUUGGCAAUGUGAAGUCCUUACUGCAUGGAUCUCCUGUACAAAGCUUUGUAGGGAUCCUGUCCCGUGGGUUGCUUUUACCCAAAGUAGUUGAAGAUCGUGGCACAAAGAGAACAGACAUUGGAAAUCUUGGGAGUGGAAUAUAUUUCAGUGAUUCACUCAGCACAAGUAUUAAGUACUCCCACGCAGGAGAGACAGAUGGCACGAGGCUCUUGGUCGUCUGUGAUGUAGCCCUCGGGAAGUGCAUGGAUUUGAACAAAAAAGACUUCUCCUUGUCGGAAGCACCACCAGGUUACGACAGUGUCCAUGGGGUGCGAGCAACGGCCACUGUCACCACAGACUUCGAGGAUGAUGAAUUUGUUGUAUAUAAAACCAAUCAGAUUAAAAUGAAAUAUAUUAUUAAAUUUUGUAUAUCUGGAGAUGAAAUAAAGGACUUUCAUCCUUGUAAUACUACUGAAGUAGAGGAAUACAGACCUGAGUUUUCAAAUUUUUCAAACGUUGAAGAUUAUCAGUUAACAGAUGCCAAACCUUUCAGCAACAUCAAGUCUGGCCUGCAGGAUGUCUCUGGCAAUUCAGUUCCUCUUGAGGAUGUUCACAUCAAGGGAAAAAUAAUAGACUUCGUAGCCCAGGUCACUGUUUUUCAGACAUACACCAAUCAAAGUUCUGUGCCCAUUGAGGCAAGAUAUAUUUUUCCUUUGGAUGAUAAGGCAGCUGUGUGUGGUUUUGAAGCGUUCAUCAAUGGGAAGCACAUAGUAGGAGAGGUUAAAGAGAAGGAAGCAGCCCACCAUGAAUACCGAGAAGCCAUCAGUCAAGGCCAUGGCGCGUACUUGAUGGAUCAGGAUACACCCGAUGUUUUUACUGUUAGUGUUGGAAAUCUACCCCCUAAGGCUAAGGUCCUUAUCAAAAUUACCUACAUCACAGAACUCAGCAUCCAAGGCAGCAGGGCUGUCUUCUUCAUGCCCGCCACCGUGGCACCCUGGCAACAGGACAAAGUUUUGAAUGAAAACAUUCAGGAUACAGUAGAGAAGAUUUAUAUAAAGAAAAUAGGAACAAAACAAAGCUUCUCUUUGAGUAUGUCCAUUGAGAUGCCAUAUGAGAUUGAAUCCAUUUCUAGUGAUACACAUAAACUGAGACAAAAGCGCACAGACUGCAAAGCUGUAAUUAGCACCAUGGAAGAUAGCUCCUUAGACAGUGAUGGAUUCUCUCUUCACGUUGGUUUGUCUGACGCAUAUCCCCCAAGAAUGUGGGUUGAAAGACAUCCAGAAAAACAAAGUGAGGCCUGCAUGCUUGUUUUUCAACCUGAUCUCGAUAUCACACUCUCUGACCUAGCCGAGAACAGUGAAGUGAUUAUCUGUCUCGAUUGCUCCAAUUCCAUGGAGGGUGCAACAUUCUUGCAAGCCAAGCAAAUUGCCUUAUAUGCUCUGUCCUUGAUGCGUAGGAAGCAAAAGAUCAACAUUGUCAAGUUUGGCACAGGUUACAAGGAAUUAUUUUCAUAUCCUAAGUACAUCACAAGCAAUAAUACACCAACAGAGUUCAUUAUGUCUGCUACACCUACCAUGGGAAAUACAGACUUCUGGAAAACGCUCCAAUAUUUAAAUCUACUGUACCCUUCUCAAGGCUUACGGAGCAUUCUCCUUAUAUCUGAUGGCCACCUCCAGAAUGAGAGCCUGACAUUGCAGCUUGUGAAAAGAAAUGUCCGGCACACCAGGCUGUUCUCCUGUGGUAUCGGUUCUACAGCAAAUCGUCAUAUCUUAAGGACUUUGUCCCAGUACGGUGCUGGAGUAUUUGAGUAUUUUAACUCAAAAUCCAAACAUAGUUGGAAAAAACAGAUAGAAGACCAAAUGACUAGGUUACAUUCUCCAAGUUGCCACUCUGUCUCUGUCAAAUGGCAGCAACUAAGUACAGAUGCACCUGAGCCUCUGCUGGCUCCAGCCCAGGUGCAGUCCUUGUUCCACAAUGAGCGACUCCUUGUCUAUGGAUUUAUUCCUCAUUGUACACAGGCAACUCUUUGUGCAUUGAUUCAAGAGAAAGAAUUUUCUACAGUAGUAUCAACUACCGAACUUCAGAAGACAACUGGAACUAUGAUCCACAAGCUGACAGCACGAGCUCUGAUCCGAGAUUAUGAAGAUGGCAUUCUCCAUGAAAAUGAAACAAAUCAUGAGAUGAAGAAGCAAAUCUUAAAAUCUCUGAUUAUUAAACUCAGUAAAGAAUACUCUCUCAUAACACAAUUUACAAGCUUUGUGGCAGUUGAGAAAAGGGAUGGUAAGGAGUCACCUUCUCCUAAUAUUCCAAAUAUUUUGGAACUUAUUGCCAAAGAAGAUGUAGAUUUUCUGCCAUACAUGAGCUGGCAGGAGGAGCAACCAGAUACCAGUGUGGCACAGGUCCUACUAGAGAGAAGAGAAACAGUGGCCACCACCGAACAGAUGGGCAGUGGCAGGGCUGGGGAAAUGACUGUGUCCCAACUAGUAAAUAAAGAGCCUCUUUCAACAUUCUUUGAAUGGAAUGAAGAACUGCAACAACCACAUUUGACUAACAGAAAGUUUAGAUCAUCUCAGCUGGAAGAUUCUGAAGAUUUUGCAGUCAAAUGCUCUACCACUGAGCUAUACCCCCAAGAUUCUGAAGAUUUUGAAGAUAGUUCCCAACUAUCAGAAAAACCUUUAACACUCAACUUUGAAUGUGGAGAUGUGGAAAAGCCAUUGGGUUUAAGUCAGAUGGAUUCAUUUAAACGACCACUAUGUAGAGAUGCCCCUUUCCUGAAACUGGUUGGUUGUUGCAGCAUUUCUGCUGCCCGUGGUUCAGCCCGUUUGGAAGAUGAGCCCUUUGACGGUUCUGGUUUCCAUCAUCCUCCCCGCUUAUGUUCUAAGAAGGUUGCUAGGAGUCUCAAACAGUUUGAUCCAUCUAAGAAUGACCAAGACCUUCAAGCUGACUAUUUGGGUGACGUUACCCCUGUGUCAUGUACCCCUUUCAGACUGCCUCCCCCCUGUCUUGGUUCCUUUGCUUUUUCUGCUCUUGCAAGUACCUCAUUUAACUCCAGAGAGGUUAAUCUACCUGAAACUUAUCAAGGCCAUAAGACUGACAAUUCUGCUAGCAUUUUCCCUGAGUUGGACUCUCCCCUGCAGCCGAAUAUUCUUCUGCCUCCUCGUAGAGUUAGUUCUGCUGGUCCAUCCAGAGGGUUUGACGUUCAUUCCCUUUCUUGUUCUCUUUAUUUUCAAAAUUCUCCAGUUCAUUCCAGAGCCAGUUACAAGCCACCAAUAGAUCUGUUUGCUAACACUGAAUUGGAGGGUUCUUUCCGUACAGACCUUUCUGCUGGAAUUUCAUUAUCUGCCUCAAGUAAUGGAAGUUUUUCUGAAACAGAAAAUAAUGAAACACCAAAAUUUCUGGCAAGUCCUUUUUUUAAAAGAAAAAAAGUGGCAAAAUCUGAUAUAACAGGAAGUGACUUUACUGCAAGCUUUCAGGCACAAAAAGAUGAACAGAGCUGGAUGAAUUUUGUGCCUCGGACUGAACUCUUCAGGCUACAAACUGAGGAUGGCUUCUGGAAACUUACGCCAGAACUGGGAUUUAUAUUAAACCUUAAUAUAAAUAUUUUAAACAGCUUUCUUGAACAAAAAGGCAUUCGAUCUCUGGGUAAAAAAGGAAGAGAGCGUCUCCUGGACCUGAUCGCCACAUUUCUGGUGCUACAGUUUCUUCGCACCAAGUUGGAACAAAAGGGAAUAGUCUUCAGAUCACUGAUGAAAUUGGAUGAUGCUUCCAUUUCCAGAAAUAUUCCCUGGACUUUUGAAGAAAUAAAGAAAGCGAGUGAAUGGGUAAGAAGAACUGAAGGACAAUAUCCAUCUAUCUGCCAACGGCUUGAAUUGGGUCAAGAUUGGGACUCUGCCACUAAACAGCUAUUGGGGAUCCAAACCAUAAACACCACAUCUCCUCUUCACAGAGUUCUUAAUUACAGUCAAAGCUUAAUCAUCUGA
Molecule: messenger RNA, 5395 nt
Organism: Neomonachus schauinslandi (Hawaiian monk seal)
Lineage: Eukaryota; Metazoa; Chordata; Mammalia; Carnivora; Phocidae
Gene: PARP4
Product: poly(ADP-ribose) polymerase family member 4
Exons: 36
Coding region: 152-5395 (1747 amino acids)
Molecular function (GO): NAD+ poly-ADP-ribosyltransferase activity
Source: RefSeq, a predicted model, not a curated record